AUGCCCGAAUCUACAACUAUUCCACCCCUGCUCUAUAAUAAUUUAACUUCACCCAUAAAGAGAAGAUAUUAUACUCCGUAUGAGGUGAGCGAGCAUAAUUGUAUUGAUGAUUGUUGGGUGUCGUUUUUAAAUAAGGUUUACAAUCUGACACCACUGAUCAAGCAAAACAAAUCAUCUCAUUUGAUUGAGCCAAUUGUUGCAAAUGCUGGUCGAGAUAUUUCGCAUUGGUUUGACCCAGCAACGGAAGACAUUAAAACAUGGAUAGAUCCAUUAACUAAUGAGAGAUGUUAUUAUACACCAAUGAAACGCUUUCUUCAUAUCCCGCCACCUCCAUACGAGGCUAAAGGCACUCAGAAAGAACCACAACCAAACAUUCCUUGGUGGAAAGACAAGAAAUAUCAAGUGGGAUUACUUUCAAAAAAAACGAGAUUUAUCAGAAUUAUCAACACCCUUACUCAUGACGACCAUCAAAUUGAAGUCUGUUCCGAGGAAACUCUUUCAGAGAUACUUGAGAGAUAUUUGAAGUUCAAUGGUCAUGCAGCAAGUUAUACAUGGAAAAGACUUGGACAGGCUCUUGAUAUGAGUAAAACAUUGGCGGAAAAUGGAAUAGAGGACGAAGAUCAAGAAUUCGAAGAGUUGGGAAUAAGAGACGAUUAUUAUAUACCUGCAAUACAUCUCAUGUACAAUGACGACCUGACCAUUGGAUGA
This is a messenger RNA of Naegleria fowleri, 708 nucleotides long. RefSeq lists its product as uncharacterized. The transcript has 3 exons. NCBI's taxonomy places the organism in Eukaryota, Heterolobosea, Eutetramitea, Acrasida, Naegleriidae. The coding region runs from base 1 to 708 and encodes 235 amino acids. The record is from RefSeq and is a predicted model, not a curated record.